GCAGGCUCUGCGUGAAGUACAGUAGCCGCAGAGGGCCAACUAUCGUAAACCAUGGCGGCCCACUUGAAGAAACGCGUUUAUGAAGAAUUUACUAAAGUGGUUCAGCUGCAGCCAAUUGAAGAUCUCUCCGCCAAGAAACUCCGCCUGACGAAACCCAGCAAGUCCGCCGCCCUCCACAUCGACCUGUGCAAGGCGACGUCGCCUGCGGACGCCCUGCAGUAUCUCCUGCAAUUUGCACGCAAACCCGUGGAGGCAGAGAGCGUGGAAGGCGUGGUCCGCAUCCUGCUGGAGCAUUACUACAAGGAAAAUGAGACAUCUGUAAGACUGAAGAUCGCGUCUCUGUUGGGCUUGUUGUGUAAGACGUCGGGGUUCUGUCCGGACUCUAUAGUGGAUGAUGUGAUUGGUACGCUCCAGAAUGAAAAGUCCCAUCAGGUUCUGGCUCAGCUGCUGGACACUUUGUUAGAGAUUGGGAUCAAGCUCGUGGACACUGCAGCCGUCCGGGCAAGACUGGUGGACGUGGCGUACAAGUAUCUCUCGGACACAUCUCACGGCGUCAGGAACAAGUGUCUGCAGCUUCUAGGCUGCCUCGGAGCUGUCGAUAAAACCCCUUCCAAAGAGACGGACGGGGCGGUCGCCAAAGACGUGCAGAAGAUUAUCGGUGAUUACUUCAAUGAUCAGGACCCCCGCGUCAGGACUGCUGCCAUAAAGGCCAUGUUGCAGCUGCACGAAAGAGGCCUGAAGCUGCAGCAAGUCAUGUACAGUCAGGCCUGUAAGCUGCUGACGGACGAUUACGAGCAAGUGCGCAGCGCGGCCGUAGAGCUGGUGUGGGUCCUAAGUCAGCUGUAUCCAGAGAGCAUCGUCCCUAUCCCAUCCUCCAACGAGGAGAUCCGCCUGGUGGAUGAAGCCUUUGGGAAGGUCUGCCACAUGGUCAGCGAUGGAUCUUGGAUGGUUAGAGUUCAGGCUUGCAAACUGCUGGGAUCCAUGCAGCAAGUCAGUCACCACUUUUUGGAGCAGACCUUGGAUAAGAAGCUCAUGUCUGACUUGAGGAGGAAAAGAACCGCCCAUGAACGUGCAAAAGAGCUGUACAGCUCCGGGGAGUUCUCCAGCGGCAGAAAGUGGGGAGAUGACGCCCCCCGGGAGGAACUGGAUACUGAAGCUGUGAACCUGAUCGAGUCCGGGGCUUGCGGAGCUUUUGUUCAUGGUCUGGAGGAUGAGAUGUAUGAGGUGAGGAUCGCUGCGGUGGAGUCCCUGUGCCUCUUGGCUCGCUCCUCUCGCCCAUUUGCAGAGAAGUGCUUAGAUUUCCUGGUGGACAUGUUCAAUGAUGAGAUAGAAGAGGUGCGGCUGCAGUCUAUACACACCAUGCGCAAGAUCUCCGACAACAUAACCCUGCGGGAGGACCAGCUGGACACCAUUCUGGCUGUGCUGGAGGACUCUUCCCGGGACAUCCGAGAGGCUUUACAUGAACUGCUCUGCUGUACAAACGUCUCCACAAAGGAAUGUAUCCAACUGGCCCUGGUGGAACUUCUGAAGAACCUCUCCAAGUACCCCACAGACCGGGAGUCCAUCUGGAAGUGUUUGAAGUUCCUGGGCAGCAGACAUCCCACCCUGGUCCUGUCCCUGGUACCGGAACUCCUGAGCACGCACCCCUUCUUCGAUACUCCAGAACCUGAUAUGGACGAUCCAGCAUAUAUUGCGGUUUUGGUUUUGAUCUUCAACGCAGCAAAGACCUGCCCCACCAUGCCAGCUUUGUUCUCCGGCCACACGUUCCGCCAUUACGCCUACCUGCGGGACAGCCUCUCACAUCUGGUCCCGGCUCUGAAGCUGCCCAGAGUGAAGUGGUCCUGGAUUCCAGAUCUGGAGCAUCAGUCGCCUAUCGAGGACCCUUCCCAGCAGUUUCUGCAGAACAGCCUGGAGAGAGUCCACAACCUGCAGAAUCUGGACAUUCAGGGGACGCAGGAGCUUCUGGACUUCACCAUCCGGGACCUGCAGAGAAUUGGGGAGCUGCAGUCGGAGCUGGCCGGCAUGGCGGAUUUCUCGGCAACCUACCUGCGCUGUCACUUGCUGCUGAUCAAGGCGUUGAAUGAGAGGUUGUGGAGUCUUGCGGCGCCCCUCUACGUGAAGCAGAACUCCCUGGCUGCCACGGCCGUCAAAAAGAUCUUGGAAGAAACCUACAAGAUGGAGUUCGUGUACAGCGGGCUGGAGAACCGACAAGUGGCCAUCAUUCAUCACAUGAGGUUACAGGCGAAUGCCCUCCAGCUCCUUGUAACUGCCCGCACCACCAAAGGGGAGGAGCCGCUCUUCAGCAUGUGCAAGCAGUUUCUGCAGGAGGUAGAUUUUUUCCAGAGGUGCUUCAUCUCGGAGCUCCCGCACAUGCAGGACAGUUUUGUGGACAAGCUGCUGGAUCUUAUGCCUCGACUGGUGAACUCCAAACCCCUAGAGAUGGUGAAGAUCCUGCAGACCUCCCUGCGGCAAAGCAGCUUCCUGCGGCUGACCCUUCCUGAGCAGAUUCACAGAGCCUCAGCACACAUUAUCGAGCCGGCCGCGGAGUCUGACAACCCGAUCCGCUUCACCUCCGGUUUAGUAGUCGCCCUGGAUGUUGACGCUACAUUGGAACACGUCCAGGAUCCGCAGAGCGCUGUGAAGGUCCAGGUCGUCUAUCCGGAUGGGCAGGUCCAGAUAAUUCACCCUAAACCAGCAGAUUUCCGGAACCCCGGCCCAGGACGACAUCGGCUCAUCACCCAGGUCUAUCUGUCUCACACGGCCUGGACGGAGCCCUGCCAGAUUGAGGUCAGCCUCCUGCUCGCCUACAGCUCCAACAGAAGCAACGUCUUCACCCACUCCUCCAAGACCGCCUGGGGGGAGAGCACGGACUCCCUGCCCCUCCCCGAGAGCAACAUCGAGGGGACGCUGCCUUUCAGCAAACCCGUCAAAGUCUUCCUGAUGCCCAAACCUGCAAGGCGGUGACACCCCCCCAAAAGGUGUGCCCCAACUGCUAGUGGGGGCUCUGGCACUGAGAUCAGACCAAUGGCAGGGGUGACAUGAACCUGGCGGGAACCCCUACAGCCUCCUUGGAGGGGGGGGGGGGUCUCUUGACCUGGACCCGCAACAUGAGAACAGCUGACCAGUCUUUAUAGCUGGUGGAAAGCCAACGUAACGUCUCCACAGAAUCAUGGCUGGAGUGCUGGAUUAUCAGACGUUCUGGAUUAUAGGAUGCCGGUAUAAAGGAUCACCCCGGCAGGUUUAUGUGGACAUAGAAUGACUCAUCGUGUUCCCGUCAUGAG
Molecule: messenger RNA, 3281 nt
Organism: Bufo bufo (common toad)
Lineage: Eukaryota; Metazoa; Chordata; Amphibia; Anura; Bufonidae
Gene: INTS4
Product: integrator complex subunit 4
Exons: 23
Coding region: 52-2964 (970 amino acids)
Biological process (GO): snRNA processing
Cellular component (GO): integrator complex
Source: RefSeq, a predicted model, not a curated record